AUGAAGGCCACCGUCCUCACCCUCGCCGCCGCCGUGUUGCACGCCAACAUCGCGACUGCGAUCCCGGUCACUCUCCCUGGAGACCCCUUCAAGAUCAUCGAUCCUCAAGAAUGGGUCAACCCCGACGACAUGGUCUGGGACGACUUCAUCCCGCCCCCGGGCACCAACUGGGCUGAUCCCUCUCGCACUGGCUCCAUCCGCAACUUCAACAUCGCUCUCGUCACCGUCGACUAUUCGGACCGGCCCUUCAUCGUCACCCAACCAGCCGGGUCCACCAUCUUCAACAAUCCGCAGCCCCUCGCCGCAGAAUUGUCCCGCGAUGAGGUCCCGACCUUCUACCGCGACCUUCUCAACAAGCCCAGCGACAUCAACCGCCACCACACCCUCCACGAGUACUGGAUGGAAGACUCGUUUGGCCGCUUUGGCGUCGACCUCACCGUCUUCGGUGCCUACGAGCUGCCCGCGCGUUCGUGGCAGUACGGUAUCGACAACGGCUUCAAUGCGGGCGAGUGUCCCACGGGCGAACGGUGCAAUCUCAACAUCCGCACGGACGCCCUGGGCGCGUGGCGCGCCGACGUCGGCAACGCGACGGCAGACUCGUACGAGCUCGUCUUCAUCCUCUCCGCCGGGCAAGAUGAGUCGUCCACCUGGCAGGAGUUCGGCCCCAUGAACGGCUCGUCCACACAAGCCGAGAGCUCUGGCAUGGGCGUCUACGCCCACGAGCUCUCCCACCUCCUCCGCAUCGCCGACAACUACAACAACCCGUAUUCCAACCCUCAGCAGCGCGCGUACACGGGUCCCUGGAGCAUGAUGUCCCGCGGCAGCUUCAACGGCCCCGGCGGUCCGCACUCGCGAUGGCAGGUUCCCGCCGUCCAGGGCAGCAGCUUGGGUUCGCUGCACACAGUCCGCGACAAGCUCCAGCUCGGGCUCGCAGACAACUCGAGCGUUUUGAUGGUCUCGCGUGGGGAGCUCGCGGCAUCAGGCGUCGUCGUCGUCGCAGACAUCAUCGCCCGUGCCGUGGACCCGGGCGACAAAGGGCUCAUCGGGAUCCGCAUCGCCCUCGACGGCGCAGGCGACCUGACGCCAGCAUGCAACGCAACGACGUCCCCGUUCUGCGACGGCGGGCCGUACGACCACUACGAGCUCGAAGUCGUCGACCGCAUGGGCGCAGACUCGUUCCAGCCAGACGCGGGCGUCAUGAUCUCCAAGACGAAAGUGCGCGACCGCCUGCCUUUCCAAUGGACCAUUGACGCCAACCCGCAGGAUAUCGAGCUCGUGGACUUCAUCCGCCCAGACGGCACGCAGCAGUACAUCACCAUCGGGGACUACCGACAGCUGGCGGACGCGCUGUUCCACGCAGGCACGCGGUCGGGGAGCCAGUUCGAGUACGUCGACGAGGCGAACAGGCUGCAGUUCUACGUACUCGACAUCCACCGGUCCAAGGAGGGUGUGCUUUCGUACACGGUUGGCGUGCGGUCACUUGAUGCCGAGGGGGUCGCGACAUAUGGGGUCGAGGUCCGCCGUGGGCUGGUGACGGAUCUGAGGCACAAUAAGCCGACAAGAAAGGGCGUGACGUGCACGUUUGAGGUGAAGAAUACUGGGUCGUAUGAAGAAGGCGCCCAGGACUACGUCGUGUCGGAUGUUUUCCGGCUCAGCGCGGAGGUCAAGGGCAAUGGGUGGAGGAUUGAGGUGCCAAACGCCCUGAAGGCGGUUGGAUUUGGCGAGACAGAGAUUGUGAGUGUUGCUGUUGGGGCGGAGAAGGAUGCACAGCGUGAGGCGGUCGUGACGUUGACGGUUGUGUCCGAGUUGGGUGGUGUGAAGGCGAGCAGUGCGUGUCGGGUGUCGAAGGCGUAG
Molecule: messenger RNA, 1854 nt
Organism: Cyclocybe aegerita
Lineage: Eukaryota; Fungi; Basidiomycota; Agaricomycetes; Agaricales; Hemipholiotaceae
Source: the annotation of a GenBank genome assembly